AUGACCCUUGGAGGAGGCAGAGACGGGAAGCUGCGGAGUCUGGAACGCCGUGGACACACCGAGAGGACGACCUACAGGGACACGGGAGCACAGCCCUCAAAGAUAAUGCAGAACCUUCCCCUCGAAUCGGGCUCCAACACUGCAGGGUACGCCCCAAUCGGUGUCCCACCUGGUUUGGAGUACCUCAGUCAGAUCGACCAGAUCUUAAUUCACCAGAAAAUUGAGCUGCUGGAAGCCAUCAUCGGUUUUGAGACCAACAACCAGUACGAGAUCAAGAAUGUUCUGGGUCAGACCAUCUUCAGGGCCAAGGAGAACAAUGACUGCUGUACACGCAACUGCUGUGGCGCCCUUCGCAGCUUCAACAUAAAAUUGAUGGACAACAUGGACUGCGAGGUCAUCCAGCUGGUGCGGCCCUUCCGUUGCAACUCCUGCUGGUGCCCCUGCUGCCUGCAGGAGCUGGAAGUACAGGCCCCUCCAGGCACUGUAAUUGGCUAUGUGGUCCAGGACUGGCACCCCUGUCUGCCCAAGUUCUCCAUCCAGGGACCGUCCCGGGAGACCCUGCUCAAGCUGGAAGGCCCCUGUCUUGCCUGUAACUGCUGCGGGGAUGUCAACUUUGAGCUCAAAGACAAGGACGGAGAGCAGUGCAUUGGCCGUAUCUCCAAGCAGUGGAGCGGGCUGGUGAAGGAAAUCUUCAGCGACGCAGAUAACUUUGGCAUCCAGUUCCCCAUGGACCUGGAUGUCAAGAUUAAGGCAGUGCUCUUGGGUGCCUGCUUCCUCAUCGAUUUCAUGUUCUUUGAGAAAACUGGAGACAAAAACCAACGCUUCACCAUAUUCCGCUGA
Messenger RNA from Scleropages formosus (Asian bonytongue), 840 nucleotides. Its product is annotated as phospholipid scramblase 1-like. Gene Ontology annotation, biological process: plasma membrane phospholipid scrambling. Lineage: Eukaryota; Metazoa; Chordata; Actinopteri; Osteoglossiformes; Osteoglossidae. Gene Ontology annotation, cellular component: plasma membrane. The transcript has 7 exons. Gene Ontology annotation, molecular function: phospholipid scramblase activity. The record is from RefSeq and is a predicted model, not a curated record. The coding region runs from base 1 to 840 and encodes 279 amino acids.